CAAUUCAAAAUGGCUGCUGGUUUGAAGCUCAUCGGGUUAUUUCUCUGCGUUGCCAUGGCAACGGGAGAUCAUCAUAUGUUGUCGUCGUUGGAGGAACUGGCUGAAAUUCAGAGAGAUCUUUACCUCAGGACGUUUGAGUUCUUCAAUGAUAGUGUGAGCACAGAGAUGGAUAAAAUGAUCGAGAAACUAAAGGCCCUUGAAUCAAGGCUAGACGAUGUCGAGGGAAGAUUGCAAGAUUAUGCCUUUAAGAUCCCACCAGCCGAGUUGGCGUCAUCUUGCGACGCGGAGCGGGCUCUUGUUCGCCUGAACUCGUCCCUUGCGUUAUGGUACAAGCGACUGACGCAACGUCUGGCUGCCGUAGAAGAGAUCAUACAAUUCAUUGCAGUCUCAGAAACAAGCGCUGCCCGAACAGGAAACGACAAUGAAGUCCCGCUCGAACCAGAACCCGAACCGGUACGAGUCAACCGUCCGCCAACCACCACAACCAGAAGGACGACUAUGAUGAUGGAAACGAUGCCGAAGACGAAUGAGCGCUUGAUGACCACAGAGCCGACAGAGAUAAUUGAAGCGGGGGCACCAAAAUUUAGCACGGCUGAGCCUUCAACUAAAAUCAUGGCGACUACAGAGCCAGUCCGAAAGACAACAACACGCGCCACAACAACACGGAGAACAACCACCACUCAACCACCAACGACCACAACCAUGCCUACAACCACUCCCACCACAACAAUGCCACCUACAACAACCAUCCCAACAACCACUCCUAUGCCAACCCCAUUGAACUGUAAAGAGGUGGCUGCUAGGGGCGAGACUGUUUCAGGAUGGUACCUUAUUGAUCCAAUGCAAAGAGGAAACCCCUUCACAGUUUACUGUGAAUUGCCUAAAGGUGUAACAUCAGUCGGUCACACAAUGGCGGAUAGGGCGAUUCAUAACAACGGGUUUGAAGGACCUGGAGACUUCCAACUUAAUCCAGUAUACACAAAUGCCACAAUCAACCAGAUGAAGGCACUUACAUUAGUCUCACAGAACUGUAGCCAGUUCAUCAAGUACCGAUGCCGGGCCGCUGUUCUCUUAGCUACAGAGAAGAAGAGUGGAUUACGAUACGGAUAUUGGGUAUCUGUUGAUGGCGAACAUAUUGGCAGUUGGGGUGGAGCUCCUAUCAACAGUGGCAAGUGCGCAUGCGCCCUUACAGCUCGUGGCUGUCUGGAAAACAAGAACUGCAACUGCGAUUCCAACCCAAAACAAUUUGCCAUCGAUGAGGGUGUCAUCUCUGACAAGCCCUACCUGCCAGUGACGGAUGUCCGUCUUGGUGAUACUGGUAGUAAGAAGGAGGAGGGAUAUGUCACUCUCGGCCCCUUGCGAUGCCAGUAAAAUAGAUCCGUCUUCGUCCUCGUUCUCACAGCAGAUAUCAACUACAGAGAACUUCUGAGCUGCAUAAUCCUGGAGACAUUGUCUUUAUGUGAUAAUAAUCUUUGUUAUCACUUCCACCCUCAUCUCACGAUUUGGAAGCGGAGUGGAAAUUUCUGAAAGUUGUUUUUCAUACAAACUGCAGGUAUAUAGUGAACACUUUGGAUAUAUUUGGUACAGUUGACUUGUCAAAACAUGUAUUUCUACAAUUCACACCAAGACUCACCUAACGUUUUGUGGACAGAAAGGUGAAAUAAGGGGGGAGGGGGUUAGUUAGAAUGUUGAUAAUUUUCGACCUAAUUUUGCCAUUUUUUUUCUUCAUCAGAAUGUAAAUAUGUAUUUAGGCUAUUUCAACAGAAAGGAAUGUCACAAAAAUAUUAUAAGUAGAAAACUACUAUACUCGUGUACAUAAAUCUAGGAUAAGUGUGUUUUAUAUUUCUCCUAAGCAAGAUAGAUGGGUGGAUAAAAUGUAAUGUCUAUUGUUCCUACGUGACUACUGCCAGUGUUGCAUUAUUUGUCAUAUUGGAAAUCUGUAGUUAAGAUGGUGAAUAUUGCAAAAGUGAUUUUACUGCCCAAUAUUUUAUCUUUGGAUUUGAUAUUUUGUCGCUUUGUGGCAACAAAUAAUUUAUAGAAAUAAAUACGUUGGAAUACCAUACAUGUAGAAACCGAUGAAAGCAUGAUGAAAGUGUCAUUUUCUUCAGUGUUUGUGUAGCGAUGAUAUAUUGAAUUAUUUGUUUACCUAUUUGGUUUAUAAUAAUUGGGUUAUUUCUAUAUUAUGGAUAUGCACAAAUGAAAGAUCAGAUCACAAUGCUGAAAUCAUUUUCAUUAACAGAAAUUUAAAUAAUAUAUUUUUUUGAAUAAUUUCUAAUGCUACCUUCUCUGAUGAACUCUUCCAUUAUGAUGAUAAAGAAUUUAGAACAUACUGGUCAAUAUCUAAUUGUGUCAUAAUAGCUGCGCUGAUUCCUUUUUUGUUUUCAGUAUUACUUAAAAAUACAAAAAGUUAAGAAAGCAGUAUUAACCAUGUUAACCGUUAGGUAUUACAAUCAAGAUGCAUCAUAAUCUCUUAUUAUCACAUCAUUGUUUGAUUAUCAUCUUGAGAAUUUUGUCCAGAACUGCUGCAGAGACAAUGUCGAAAAUGAAUUAUAUUUAUGAUGUAAAUCUACUUCUACAAAAAGGGAUCUACUUAACUUUUACUUUUCCUGGUGUUUGAAAGUAAUACUACAAAUGGAGGAUUAAAGAAUGAUAAUGUAAAAGUAACUUUGCGUAAAUGAUCAAAUCAGUAAAAGAACCAAUUGAUUUAAAGUGUCAUAAUUCAUGAUAACUUUUGUUGCUGAAAGACAUGAUAACAAUUUAAAACAAAUUUUGUCAAAUAUAUGUAAUAUGUACUUGAGUUCUGUAUAACCAAUGCUUUUUAAAAUUUGACUGCACACGUUUCAAAAUAAUAAACAACUGUAUUUAUCUAGUCUAGUGAAAGUAAAGUUAAAUCGAAAACUGUACUAUUUUUGUAACUCUGUGGUACUCUGAAUAAACAGACCUAAUUCCAUCCCAAAA
Lytechinus pictus (painted urchin) is the source of this 2958-nucleotide messenger RNA. RefSeq names its product contactin-associated protein 1-like. The transcript is spliced from 10 exons. Bases 10 to 1371 code for a protein of 453 amino acids. NCBI's taxonomy places the organism in Eukaryota, Metazoa, Echinodermata, Echinoidea, Temnopleuroida, Toxopneustidae. The record is from RefSeq and is a predicted model, not a curated record.